AUGCUGAAGGAGUUUCGGAUCUCCCUUUUUGUCUUUUUCCUGUUUGCCUGUGGAUUCCUGUAUGAAAUGACCAUGAAACCCAGAUGUUUCUUCUCCUGCACACCAGCAUAUAAGACAAUGAUGAGACCGGAGAACAUUUUGAGACAUAAAAGAAGCAUUGUAUUUCUGGAGACCACUGAUCGGCUGGAGCCUUCUCCUUUAGUUUCAUGUGCUGUUGAGUCUGCAGCUAGAAUAUAUCCUGAAAGAUCUAUUAUGUUUUUAAUGAAAGGACUGGAUAACAAUUCUACUCAUUUGCUCUUAAAUGCUACUUACCGAGGUUUUUCCCUCUUAUCAGCAAUUGAGAAUGUCUUCUUUUUCCCUCUUGAUAUGGAAACUUUGCUAAAGGAGACACCUCUUUCUUUAUGGUAUACUCAAGUCAAUUCCAGUGCAGAAAAGAGUUGGAUCCACAUCAGCUCAGAUGCUUGUAGACUUGCUUUCAUCUGGAAAUAUGGUGGAAUCUACAUGGACACUGAUAUAAUUUCCAUCAGACCCAUUCCAGAAGAUAAUUUUCUGGCAGCACAAGCUUCUAAAUUCUCUAGCAAUGGGGUUUUUGGGUUCCACCAUCAUCACUCUUUCAUUUGGGAUUGUAUGGAAAAUUUUAUUGAGCAUUAUAAUGGGGACAUUUGGGGCAACCAGGGUCCUGAACUAAUGACAAGAAUGCUGAAGCUAUCAUGUAAUCUUACAGAUUUUCAGGAGGUAAAAGACCUCAGGUGUCCAAAUUUAUCUUUUUUACAUCCCCAGAGAUUUUAUCCCAUUUCAUACCCAGAAUGGAAACGUUACUAUGAGGUCUGGGAUGUAGAACCAAGUUUCAAUGACUCCUAUGCCUUGCAUUUAUGGAACUACAUGAAUCAGGAAAAAAGGGCUGUAAUUCGAGGGAGCAACACAUUGGCAGAAAAUCUUUAUCGAAGGUACUGCCCCAUAACUUACAAAACUCUCAUUCAAGGCAAAGAGAGAAUAGAUCAAAGGGAAGCAAAAGGCACCCCACCCUCCAAAUAG
Molecule: messenger RNA, 1035 nt
Organism: Sarcophilus harrisii (Tasmanian devil)
Lineage: Eukaryota; Metazoa; Chordata; Mammalia; Dasyuromorphia; Dasyuridae
Gene: A4GNT
Product: alpha-1,4-N-acetylglucosaminyltransferase
Exons: 2
Coding region: 1-1035 (344 amino acids)
Biological process (GO): protein O-linked glycosylation
Molecular function (GO): acetylglucosaminyltransferase activity
Source: RefSeq, a predicted model, not a curated record